This is a messenger RNA of Mercenaria mercenaria, 5747 nucleotides long. RefSeq names its product DNA polymerase III PolC-type-like. Gene Ontology annotation, molecular function: 3'-5'-DNA exonuclease activity; nucleic acid binding. The record is from RefSeq and is a predicted model, not a curated record. Gene Ontology annotation, biological process: DNA catabolic process. Lineage: Eukaryota; Metazoa; Mollusca; Bivalvia; Venerida; Veneridae. Gene Ontology annotation, cellular component: cytoplasm. Bases 1 to 798 code for a protein of 265 amino acids. The transcript has 3 exons.
AUGAAGCAAUGUUUGGAGGUACGAGAGGGACCAACCUACCAAUCAGGCAUUGAUUUAGAAGAAAAUGUUGAUAUGGAAGCUAUUCCCGCUCCAAUGUAUCAGCCAUGUCCUGAAGAUGACCCAAUUAUGGCUGAUGAUUCAAUCUGUAUGGUUGUCUUUGACCUUGAAACAACUGGUCUGGAGAGAGAUUCACAUAUAACAGAACUUGCGGCUGAAACUGUAUAUUCCACAAACAACAGUACAGAUACCUUUCAUCGUUUCAUUAUUUCCAAGAAACCUAUUUCUAACCAGGCUUCCAAGAUAACUGGCAUAACAGUGAAAGGCAGACAAUUGUUUAAAAAUGCGGCUCUCGUCAACAAUUCUGUUUCUGUAUCAAGAGCUUUAACUUCAUUCCUUGAUUUUUUUAAACAAAAACAAAAGAUUAUUCUUGUUGGUCACAAUAUAAAAACAUUUGAUAGCCUUGUUCUUGUUAAUGCUCUGGAAAAUGUUAACAUGAUGGAAGAUUUUCGAAAUAUAGUCAUUGGAUUUGAGGACACACGGAAACUGUUCAUGAUUAAUAAUCCAGAGCUGAAAAGCUACUUGCAGGAAAAUUUAGUUGGCCAGCUGCUUGGCCAAGAAUAUCAAGCACACAGUGCAUCUGAGGAUGUGAAAGCGUUGAAGGCUUUGUAUACAACUGUAGAUGUUGGGAAACAUGUACAUGCAAAAUGUCUAUUUUCUGUUGCAUAUUCUAUCCUCGGCCUUAAUUAUUCACAAAGAGUCCGGAGAAAUUUACCCUCACUUCAAAGAAUGAUGACAUGAAAGUGUUAACACAAUCUAUGGCAAGAAGAGUAACCGGAAGUGGAUUGGUUUUUAGACAUAUUGAAAUAGUAUUCCGUAGAAGUGGAAAACAAGGGAUUACCAAUCUCUUUUCAGAAACAGUAAAUGGAAAAGUUAGAGUAACUAAAUGUUUUAAAAUUGUCCAGUCAGUGUGUGUUCUUUUCUAGCAACUAAUUUGUAUACAGGCUUUCCAGCAACAUAUUUUAUAAAAGAAGGAGAAAAGUAGGAAUAAAAUUCUUAAAAUACUAGGAGAAAAAACUAGGAAACAAAGUGCUCAAGGUGAGCUAUUGUGAUCAGUCAAUGUCCGUCGUCCGUCAGACCACUGAUCAUAUUUUGACCAAACUUCACAGAAAUGAUCCUUGGGUGGUCCUCUUUCAAAAUUGUUCAGGUCCAUUGCACCACUAGGUCACAGGAGCUAAAAAUAGAGUAAAAACUUCAAAAAUCUUCUUGUCUGAAACCACAAGGCCUUGGUCUUUGAUAUUUAGUAUGUAGCAGUGUCAAGUAGUCCUCUACUAAGAUUGUCCAAAUUAUGCCGGGAGAAAAUUGGGUCCGCUCGUGGGGUCACAAUUUUACAUAGUCUUAUAGAGAAAAAAGCUUUAAAGAUCUUGUUUGAAACCACAAGGCAUAGGUCCUUGAUAUUUUGUAUGUAGCAUUGUCUAGUGGUUCUCUAUCAAGAUUGUUCAAAUUAUGGCCCUUGGGUGAAAAUUAGCCCCGCCUGGGGGCCACAAGUUUUACAUAGACUUAGAGAGGAGAGAAGUUUAAAAAUCUUCUUUGUCUGAAACAGCAAGGCCUUGUUCUUUGAUAUUUAGUCUGUAGCAUUGUCUAGUGAUCCUCUAUCAACAUUGUACAUAUUAUGCCCCUGGGGUGAAAAGAAGCCCUGGGCACAAGGAGGUCACAGCUUUUACAUGCAAUAGAAAGAGUAUGGGCUCACGAGAAUAAUUAGGUUAUUUCAAGAAGGCGGAGCCUUCAAGAAAUAACCUGAUUAUUUGAGUGAGUCCUACUCUUUCUGUUUUGUAUCAUGGUCCUCCAAUAAGAACAAUGAUCUUUUUAUUGACAAGUCAAACCCGCCCAUUCAUCGUUUUUAUUAGCUCACCUGUCACAUAGUGACAAGGUGAGCUUUUGUGAUCACCCUUCGUCCGUCGUCUGUGCGUGCGUCCGUCCGUGCGUGCGUCAACAAUUUCUUGUCUGCACGAUAGUGGUUUCAUUUAUGAUUUUAUUUUAACCAAACUUGCACACAACUUGUAUCACCAUAAGAUCUCGGUUCCUUUCUUGAACUGGCCAGAUCCCAUUAUGGGUUCCAGAGUUAUGGCCCCUGAAAGGGCCAAAUUUAGCUAUUUUGACCUUGUCUGCACAAUAGCAGCUUUAUUUAUGAUUUGAUUUUUACCAAACUUGCACACAACUUGUAUCACCAUAAGAUCUUGGUUCCUUUCUUGAACCGGCCAGAUUCCAUUAUGGGUUCCAGAGUUAUGGCCCCUGAAAGGGCCAAAAUUAGCUAUUUUGACCUUGUCUGCACAAUAGCAGCUUCAUUUAUGAUUUGAAUUUAAUCAAUCUUGCACAAAACUUGCGUCACUAUAAGAUCUCGGUUCAUUUUUUAAACCGGCCAGAUCCCUUAAUGGGUUCCAGAGUUAUGGCCCCUGAAAGGGCCAAAAUUAGCUAUUUUGACCUUGUCUGCACAAUAGCAGCUUCAUUUAUGAUUUGAUUUUAACCAAACUUGCACACAACUUGUAUUACCACAAGAUCUGGGUUCCUUUCUUGAAUUGGCCAGAUUCCAUCAUGGGUUCCAGAGUUAUGGCCCCUUAAAGGUCCAAAAUAGGCUAUUUUGGCUUUUGCUGCCAUAUAGAUACUUCGUUUAUGGUUUUAUUUGAUACAAACUUCCAAAAUAUCUUCAACAACAAUAAAUCUUGGAUUCCAUGACAAAUCAGAUCCAGUCGUAGGUUCCAGAGUUAUUUUAUAUCUGAUUACCUCCCCUGAUUGUAAUCAAAAUGGAUUUAUAUCAGUAAGUACUUAUAGGACUUAUUUGAAAUUUCAUUAUUGUCAUUAGUUGGACUGAGCCAAUCAGGGUAGAUAACUAUGGACUGAUUUUAUGUCAAAUUACCUCCCUUUAUUUCAAAUUAAAAUGGGUAUAUCUCCGUAACUAAUGAAGAUACUGAUCUGAAAUUUCAUUUAUGUCAACAGAUUUAUUUGGCAGAUCCUUCUUUUGUUCACUUACAAUAAUUUUUUUUUUUAAUUACUUCCCUUUUACGUUACUAUAAAUAGCUUAUUUUUAGUAACUUUUUUAUUAUUGGCCGUAGGGAAAAACCGAGACCACUUUUCUGUGGUACAACAUGGAUGGUACCUCCAAUUUUUAGGUGUAUUUUGACAUAUCUGUACCUUGUAAGAAUUUUUUUUCUUUUUGGUUAAAUUUCUUCUCUGUUGUUCCUGUCCUUUGUGGACUUAGAUAUUUUUUCUGAGGACCUUCUUGUCCUCAAAUGCAAUGAUAACAGGUGAGCGAUAUAGGGCCAUCAUGGCCCUCUUGUUAUAAUUUUAAUACCACGUGACGUCUGGUUCUACUCUGGCUCCUAAUGAUUGACAGUCAGUUUACAUAAUCACGUGACAUCUUGUGCUAUGGGAACGUCCUGUUGAGCUAGUUUUUGUCGCAUGUAUGCACAUUUGAGUACUAGAUUUGUAGAUGUUCUUACAUGUGUGCACCAGUUUUAUGAUUUUGACACUGUACUACGAUUUCAUUAUUGUCUUUAGUUUGACUGAGGCAAUCAGGGUAGAUAGCUAUGGACUGAUUUCGUGUCAAAUUACCUCCCUUUGUUUCAAAUCAAAAUGGAAACUGUUACAAGAAAAUGUUUAUCCUCAUUCCUGAUGAUAUUUAAUGUGUAUGCCUAUGUGCUCUAUGUCAAAACUUGAUCAUAUCAUUUUGAGUAAUGGUACUCAGGUGAGCGAUAUAGGGCCAUCAUGGCCCUCUUGUUAAAGUUUUGCGUGCAAGGGUAUAUCUGUAUUAUACAGAAGAAAUAUGGCUUUGAAAUCUUUGGUGAAUGAUUCUAGGUCAUUGACCACACUAAACUGAUCUUGCCUACCUAGCGGGGAAGUAUACAUUUAUCCGAGCACGCGUCAGGGAUAGAUAUUCCUGUCUUUCCCUAGGGAAAAACCUUGUCUAAAAUAGCGUGCAUUUAGGUGACGUCACAUAGUACUGGUACCAUUGUGACAUCAUAAACUUUAUAAAUAAUGUCAGGAAAUACCCAAACCUAUUUGUCUCCACGAUCUAUUUUGAACAUGAUAGGCAAGAAAAAUGAUCUAACAUGUCUGCCUGUGUAAGACAGCUGUUUUCCCUACCCUCGGGACAGCAUGGAUAAAAAACCUCCCUAACGCUCGGUUUUCCAUUCCACACUGUCCCUCGGGUAGGGAAAACCCCGUCUUACACAGGCAGGCAUGUAAUCAAGUCCCAUAACUUUAUCAUGUAUUUUGGCUGAAUUAUGUCGCUUUUGGACUUAGAAAAUCUGCGUUAAAGUUUUGCGUGCAUUGAAACUUCACACACCUCAUUCUGGUCAAUAACCUAGGUCACACACCAAGUCCCAUAACUCUGGCUUGCAUUUUAACGGAAUUUUGCGUCUUUUUGUACUUAGAAAAUCCAUGUUAAAGUUUUCAUGCAAGGGCAUGUCUCCAUAACUACUGAAGAUAUUGCAUUGAAACUUGACACACCUAUGUGGGGUCAAUAAUUCUUGGAUUUUUAUCAAAAUUGGUUCUGAGUAGUCAAGCGUGCUGUUUUAUGGAUAGCUCUUUUUAGAGUAAAGUGAGAAUUGACGAGCGCACAGUCUUAUGGACAGCUCUUGCUUUAUUUUGAUGAUGACCAGAUAAUGUACAGUCAAAUACUUGACCAUAAGGGCUAAUCAUAGAAAAAAAGCUUUUAUUUAUAUAUAGAUUGCAAUUUUUCUUGCAUCUACAUCAAACUUGGUAUGUAAUUUAUACCAAAGUCAUUCUUCAAUUGGGUCAUGUAGGGUUAACAUUGUCAAAACUUUGAAAUAGAGAGCAUUGUAUGUAUAGAGAGUUUAAAUGAAGCAUGUGUUAAGUUUUGUGUAUCGGAUAUUUUAUCAGUUUCUAUUGUUUUCUACAGAGUUGCUUGCAAAUCUGUUAGAAACAUAUACUGUAUUUGGAUAGGGUGAUAUCUAUUAUCAAUGAGAACAUUUGUACAUUGUAAUUUGAGAAUACAGUUUUGCAAAAAAGACAAUUUCAAAAAGAUGGUAAAAUUGUUAUUUGUAUUUAUAUAUUUGACCUGUGACAUACAUGUGUGACCUUGACCUUUGAGUCAUGCAUUCCAGUCUUAUUUGUUGUAUAUCUAGGCUUCCCUGUCAUCUUGUUGCACCUUGUAUUUUUAGAUUCUUUUAUUGAAUUAUGGUGAUAAAUUACAUAAAGGCUUGAAAAUUAUGACUUUUUACUGAAGUAUUUGACCUUUGACCCCCUAUAUUUGUUAUUGAUUUUUAAAUUUUUCACUAAAAUUUAAAUUGUCACAGGUUUUCUCCAUCAUCCUCUAUCAUAACAUAAAAAUAUUUAGAGAAUAUGUUGAUAAAUGAAAAAAGAUGCUUCAAAAAUGAUAAAAACGUGUAUUUUUUAAGGACAAUUUGACCUUUGACCUUUGAAUGUGGCGUUGACAUCUGUAUGUUUAACCAAAUUAUUGCAUGUUUUGAUUGUUUCCAACAUAGGUUAACUCUUGGUAAAGUUAUUUGAAAAACCAUUGACAAACAAUUUGGUAGCAGUAUUUUACAUAAAAUAUCAAUGUUAAAAAACUGGGUGGGGUAAUUUUACCCCAUAUUUCAUGUUAAAUUCUGUAUUUAAAAAGAAAAUUAACGACUUAGACCUUUACCAUUCAGCAUUGUAUUUUAUAUUUAUUAACAAUGUUUAAUUAAAUUAAAUUUAUAUCUAUGUAUGAAAUAAAUCUAGACAAAUUA